AUACGCCUAUAUUUUCAGAUCACUACGAAUAUUGUUCGCAACGUUGAUAGGGCAUCAAACAAGCUCCUUCUUAAUUUCACAAUCGAUAAAGAACCAGAAACCAUCCAUAUGGUACAUGAAGAUGAUAGCAGCAUAAAGAAAUGUACACGGCAAGAUCAAGAAAAAAAUACUGACAAAGAUGACACAGACGGACUCACAGAUGUUCUUGAUUUCGAAGAAAUAACUAAAACGUUGAAUGAUGACGUAGAUCUAGACUUGAGUGAUAAUGAGUUGGACAUAAACGAUGGAAGCCCGUUUAUAGACAGAGCUAAAACCUUUAAUGUUGAAGAAUUGUUCAGAGGAAAAAUCAAUAAUGAUUUAAAUGAUAUCAGCAGUAAGAAUAUAAAUAAUGACAUUGGAGACAUUAUGAGCAAAGCUUUCAAAGGGAAAGAUAAAGUUUGUAUUAAAAAGGCUAAUGAUAAUGUAAAUAGUCUUAUUGCUGUUAAAAAUGAAGAUACUAGCAGCACGUUUCGUGAUGCGGAAGAAGUGCUCAAGGCUAAUAUUAAUGAUCUAACACCAGAUUUAACAUUUAAUGAUGUUUCAAUGAAUGCUAAUGAUUUAAAUGAUAAUGAUUCAAAUCUAGUUGACACUUUCAACAAUUUUAUCUUAGACCACGACUAUUUCGACGAGAAAUUUCUACUUGAAACUGGCGAUUCUGAAUUUGUGAAAAAACACGUCAUUUCUAAAAAAACCGAUGAAGAUUCUUUACUUAGAGAGAUAAUACCUAAUGUGGGUAAUAAAGACGAAAAAGUUAUCUUCAAAAAACGAGAUACUAAUAAAACUAUGAAUAAAAAAACGAUCAAACCCGUUAAAAAUCUUUUUAAAGUGAAACUUAUUAAUAAAGGAGCUAAACUAAACAAUGGCAAAAAUAUCUCAAAGGCAUCUAAUAAUAAAAAUGAUAAAACAUUUAAAAUUGAAGAUGAAUCAACAUCAAAUGAAAAAUCGACUUCCGAACCAAUAAUAACUAAAGCGGAACUACCAAUUGAUGACAACAUUAAAUCAGAAUUGUCAAAAGAAUUCAUAAAAUUUGGAUCUGAUUUUAACUUUAGGAUCUUUGAGCUAAGUCAAGAAGAGCAGUUGGAAGAGUUGCAGAAGAAGAGAGAAGGAGCGCUGUAUGUAAGCGCGCCAUACAAAUGUGUUGACUGUGCAAAAGGAUUCAAGAGUAUGACGACGUACGAGAACCAUUUAAAAGUACACGAAUCGAGUUACGGGUCAUUCUCGUGUGACAUCUGCCACUCGCGGCACAAGUCCGAGGCCCGUCGACGCCGCCACGCCGACACGCACCGCUUCAAGUAUUGCUGCACGCGCUGCGAGGAAGUGGCUAGAUCCAGGCAAGGAUGCUUGGAGCGGGCGGAGUCGCAUUUUCACUGGCAUGCUGGGAAGACAUUCCCGUGCCAAUACUGCGGCGAACAAUUUGGCAAGGCGUCGACCCACCUGUCGCACAUACGUCUGCAGCACCCGGCCGCGUGCGUGUGGUGCGCGCAGUGCGGGGCGCCGUUCGUGGGAGCCCUAGGGCUGCGCCAGCACAUGCGCCGCAGGCACCCUACCGUGGCCAAUGGCGAGGACUCGGCGGGGUUGUAUUGCUUCACGUGCCGCAUGCAGUUCCACAACUCGGACGCCUAUCUUCGACACAAGUCAGAGACCAGCUGUCAUGUUGAUCUACGUUUUUGUGCCUCAUGCGGCGACGGUUUUCAGUCGGAGCAGGCGUUGUUGCACCACCGUAAACUGCACUCAGACGCGCCUGUGCAGUGCCACAUGUGUCCCGCCUGGUUCUCAAGUGCGCACUCCCGCGAGGCGCACUGCCGGCGCGCGCACCUCGGCGCCCCGCGAGCGUCCACGCCCCGCGCCGCGCCGCGGAACCCCCGCCCCCGCCGCCCGCCCGUCAACAAACCCGCCAUGUGCGAGCUUUGCGGGAAGAAGUACCACUCCGCAGCCGCCCUGUCGUACCACCAGCGCACCCACACGGGUGAGAAACCAUUCGCCUGCACGCGAUGUCCGAAGAGCUUCGCUCUCAACCACUCGCUGCAGGCGCAUAUCCGCACGCACACAGGGGAGCGCCCGUACCGCUGCCCGCGGUGCCCGCGCGCGUUCCGCAACGCCAACAACCUAGCCCGCCAUAAGAAAACUGUACACCUGGGUCAGAAGCAGUACUCCCGCUGCGCGGUGUGCCGGCGCUGGCUGUCGUCGCCGAGCGCCGCGCGCCUGCACGCCGCCGCCCUGCACGGCGCGAGCGGCGCGACACACAACGCCACAUAG
Cydia amplana is the source of this 2295-nucleotide messenger RNA. RefSeq names its product zinc finger protein 93-like. Bases 109 to 2295 code for a protein of 728 amino acids. Gene Ontology annotation, cellular component: nucleus. The transcript has 10 exons. Lineage: Eukaryota; Metazoa; Arthropoda; Insecta; Lepidoptera; Tortricidae. Gene Ontology annotation, biological process: regulation of transcription by RNA polymerase II. The record is from RefSeq and is a predicted model, not a curated record. Gene Ontology annotation, molecular function: DNA-binding transcription activator activity, RNA polymerase II-specific; RNA polymerase II cis-regulatory region sequence-specific DNA binding.